AUGAAGGAUUACAAUCUGCAAGAUAAACGAUGGUUUAAAGACAUGUAUCGUAGGCGAACUUCAUGGAUACACGCUUAUUUUAAGGACAUGCCAAUGCAUGGAAUGAUGAAAGCAACUUCCAGGUCUGAAAGUGCGAAUUCAUUCUUUAAUAAGUACUCGCAUCAUGAGAAGUUCCUUUUGUAUUUCAUUGUGAACUAUGACACGACGAUUGGAAAACAACGUACCACGCAACGUCGUCUUGAUAAUGAAACUAAGAGAAUCAGGCAUAAAUUUGGGAUGGGCACAAGAUUAGAGCAACAUGCAGCAAAAGUGUAUACAAAUACAGUUUUUGCUGAAGUUCGAAAGGAGAUAUACAAAGGAGCAUGGAAUUGUUCAAUUGCUAGUGUAGAAAAUAUGAACGGGUGGCAGGCGGGACUGAAGUUGCCAGAAAAGGAAAUAAAUUGUACAUGCGAACUCUUCAAGCGAAUGGGUAUUUUGUGUCGGCAUGUGUUUGCAGUUCUGAAGAAUAAUCACAUUGAGGAGAUACCCGAGCAAUAUAUUCUACGGAGGUGGAGAAGGGAUAUUAUUUCUAGCCAUUUGUUGGUCAGUAAGAAUAGGCUUGCUCAAAUGGAAGAUGAAACUUUUAAAUUGUUAACCGAAGCAUAUAGUAACAUGGAGUACUAUAUGGAGCGUCUUCAUAAUGAUAAGGAAAAAUUAGAAGAUUUUGUGAAGACAACACGUGCGAUGAGGAGGGUAUUUGAGCAAGAUCCGGUUAAUACUAUUACGUUUGAUGAUAGUGAUGAAGCUGUGUUUAGGCUAUUUGGGGUUAGUAUUCCAGAACAAAUUGAAGUUAAUAUCCCACCGGUGAUACAUAAUAAAGGGAGUGGGACUAAGAAACGGAUGGUUAUUGCAGCGCAUAGGGCAGCUACAUCUUCAAAAAGUGGUUCACGAAAGUGCACAGGAUGCAACUUAUAUGUGAAUCAUAAUUGA
Lactuca saligna is the source of this 969-nucleotide messenger RNA. The record is from the annotation of a GenBank genome assembly. NCBI's taxonomy places the organism in Eukaryota, Viridiplantae, Streptophyta, Magnoliopsida, Asterales, Asteraceae.